CCACUUUAGACGGAAUUCCAGUGACUUGGGGUUUGCAGGUACGGCAGCUCCAUGGACGCUCGAAACCAAAGCAGACUUUUAGGAUUCAUCCUCCUCGGGUUCUCUGGGGACGCAGAACUGCAGCCCCUCCUAUUUGGGCUGUUCCUGGCUAUGUACCUGGUCACUGUGCUUGGGAACCUGCUCAUCAUCCUGGCCAUCAGCUCCGACCCCCACCUGCACACCCCCAUGUACUUCUUCCUGUCCAACCUGUCCUUUGUGGACAUCUGCUUUAGCACCACCAUAGUCCCCCAGAUGCUGGCGAGCAUCCACACGGAGAACAAAGCCAUCUCCCGCAGGGGCUGCCUCACGCAGGUCUAUUUUUCCAUGUUUUUCCCUGUCCUGGACACACUGCUCCUGACCAUCAUGGCCUAUGACCGGUUCGUGGCCAUCUGCCGCCCCCUGCACUAUAUGGUCAUCAUGAACCCCCGCGUCUGUGGCCUCCUGGUCUUUGUUACCUGGCUCGUGGGCAUCAUGACCUCCUUCCUUCACCUCUCUCUGAUGAUGCCCCUGGACUUCUGUGGCGCCCUCGAAGUGCCUCAUUUCUUCUGUGAGCUGACGCACAUCCUCAGGCUCGCCUGCGCAGACACCGGCCUGAACGACACGCUGAUUUACUUUAUGACGGCUCUGCUGGGUGUCCUGCCCCUCGUCGUGAUCCUCUUUUCCUACUCGAGAAUCGCGUCCUCAUUAAGGAAGAUCACCUCGUCUGCAGGGAAGCAAAAGGCACUUUCUACCUGUGGGUCUCACCUGUCGGUGGUCUCCUUAUUCUACGGGACAGGGGUUGGGGUGCACUUCACUUCCGCCGUCUCUCACUCCCCCGGGAGCAUCUCGGUGGCCUCCGUGAUGUACGCGGUGGUCACCCCCAUGCUGAACCCCUUCAUCUACAGCCUGAGGAACAAGGAUGUGAAGGGGGCCCUGGGGAGGCUCCGCAGCAGAGCAGCCUCCUGUCUGUGACGGAGCCGCGCGCCCCGGACGAAACGAGGGUGGCUGCUCCUGGGACAUGCGUUAGCCUGAAGGUCUUACUCCCGGAACAUUCAAGCCAUUUUGUUCUCCCUGCCUCGAUCUCCGCCUUGUCUCGCUCCCACUUUUCAAUCCUUUUAAACAACGAAUAGCCCCAGGCUCUCUGUGAUGACUUUUCUGCUCUCUCUGUCGUCCAGAAGCUGUGCUCGGGUUUUCUUCUGUCCGCACUGUGAGUUCCACCCGGGGACUUGGAGCAUCCGCUACGGCUUUGUAGAUAACGGAUGGUUCCCCUAGCCAGUUCUGUGGGUUUGGUGUGGGUUUGUGCUGCUUGCGUGCGUGUGGUUGGAUCAUGGACGGUGGCUUGUUUGUCCUGGCGAGAGGGGGUUGGAACGUGCAUGAAAACACGGCUGCUGUGUGAGGAGCAGGUGAGCUGCGCUCCCUGCGCUCCACGCCCGUGUCGCCGUCCUGAGAGGAGCAAUCACUCUCUCCAUUCUCCAAGUGAGGAAACGGAGACCCUAAAGGCCAAAAACGUUUCUAAAGUUGCAGCGGAAACAAGUGGCAAAACGGAAUUCAAACCCUGACCCACAAUCCAUGUUCUUGUUAGUGGGCAGAAUGAGGGGCA
Talpa occidentalis (Iberian mole) is the source of this 1618-nucleotide messenger RNA. RefSeq names its product olfactory receptor 7D2-like. The transcript is spliced from 2 exons. Gene Ontology annotation, biological process: G protein-coupled receptor signaling pathway. Gene Ontology annotation, cellular component: membrane. The record is from RefSeq and is a predicted model, not a curated record. Lineage: Eukaryota; Metazoa; Chordata; Mammalia; Eulipotyphla; Talpidae. Bases 52 to 990 code for a protein of 312 amino acids. Gene Ontology annotation, molecular function: olfactory receptor activity; G protein-coupled receptor activity.